Messenger RNA from Thyridium curvatum, 1455 nucleotides. RefSeq lists its product as uncharacterized. The record is from RefSeq and is a predicted model, not a curated record. Gene Ontology annotation, biological process: transmembrane transport. Gene Ontology annotation, cellular component: membrane. NCBI's taxonomy places the organism in Eukaryota, Fungi, Ascomycota, Sordariomycetes, Thyridiales, Thyridiaceae. The coding region runs from base 1 to 1455 and encodes 484 amino acids. The transcript is spliced from 4 exons. Gene Ontology annotation, molecular function: transmembrane transporter activity.
AUGUCCUUCACCAAGACAGAGCACGACGUUGACGAGAGGGCCUCCGCCGGCGUCGUCGAGCCCAUCGAGGCGAUCGACCAUCAGGCCGAGGCCAAAUUGGUGAAGAAGAUUGACAGGCAUACUGUCCCCAUGGUCAUGAUCGCCUACCUCCUUUGUUUCCUUGAUCGAACAAACAUUGGAAAUGCCCGCUUGUUCGGCCUCGAAAGAGAUCUCGGCCUCCACGGAAAUAUGUACCAGAUCGCUGUUGCCAUCAUGUUUGUCCCUUACGUCUUGAUCGAAGUCCCGUCCAACCUUGUCCUAAAGAAGUUUACCCCUUCCAAGUGGUUGGCUUUGAUAACGGUCCUGUGGGGCAUCGUCUCGACCCUGACCGGCGUAGUUCAAAACUACGCCGGCCUUAUUGCUUGCCGUCUACUUCUCGGCUUGCUCGAGGGAGGUCUUCUUCCUGGCCUGACCGUCUACCUUACCCUCUUCUACACCAAGAAGGAGCUUGCUCUUCGUAUUGGUUACCUCUUUGUUAGCUCCGCUCUAGCUGGUGCUUGCGGUGGCCUGCUCGCCUAUGGAAUCGGCUUCAUGGACGGUGUUGCCGGCCAGUCUGGGUGGCGCUGGGUCUUUAUCAUCGAAGGUGCCCCAACCGUUCUUUUCGGCGUGGCCAUCUACUACCUGCUUGCUGACGAGCCCGGAACGGCUUGGUAUCUGACACCAGAAGAGAGGAGUCUCUGCCGGGCUCGAUUGCAACGACAGACGGGAUUCCAUGAAGAGUUCAACAAGGAAGAUGCCAUUCUGGCUGCCAAGGACUGGAAGACUUGGGCAUUUGCUGCCGGCCAGUUCACUGUCAAUGCGAUGCUCUACAGUUACUCCAUCUUUCUUCCUACCAUCAUCAAGGGCCUUGGACAAUGGACGUCUCCUCAGGCGCAGGCUCUCACCGUACCUUGCUAUGCGCUGGGUGCCAUCAGCUACUUGGUUGUGGCCAAGUUCUCCGACUCCCACCAGAACAGAGGCUUUUAUCAGGUCUCAUCUCUUGUCAUUUGCAUUGUCGGCUAUGGCAUUUCAAUGGCUUCAGUGUCUGCCCCGGUUCAUUAUUUUGCCACCUUCCUGAUUGCCUUUGGGCUCUUCGUCGCUGUGGGCAUCCCGCUCGCUUGGCUUCCCUCGAACAAUCCGCGAUAUGGUAAGCGAACAACAGCUUCUGGAAUCCAGAUCUGCGUGUGCAACUGCUCUGGCAUUCUUGCGCCAUUUCUCUACCCGACCUCUGAUGCUCCUCGAUACAUUAUGGGAUAUUCUGUGAUGAUCGGCCUCUUGAGCCUUGCUGUGUUCAUUUAUGGUGGCCUCUCGCUGCAUUAUAGGCAUGUCAACAAGCGCCGGCUUGCAGGCAAGGAAGACCAUCUGAUUAGCGGCAAGUCUGAUGCCGAGGUAGAGGCGCUUGGAGACCGAAGCCCUAGGUUCAUGUACACUAUUUAA